AUGCUGUCGUUGCAGAUCAAGGACGUAGAAGUCCUCAGCUGYGAAUAUGGCAAGAACACAAUUAAGUUCCUCCGCCUUAAAAGAGAGGGGAAGAAGCACUUUGUUAAAGAAGUAGAAGUUUGCACACAUCUCCGGCUGACCUCUGCCCACGACUAUCUGGAUGGAAACAACGCUGCUGUGAUACCCACAGACACCAUAAAGAACAUUGUCCUUGUGCUGGCCAAAAAAAAUGGGAUCCAAACUAUAGAACAAUUUGCUAUUGAUAUCUGCAAAUACUUCAUGACAACAUUUUGUCAAGUGGCGUAUGUCAAAACCUACAUUCAAGAAGUGCCAUGGCAACGGCUACAGGAGAAUGGCAUUCCUCAUAUCCAUUCAUUUAUAUGUGUUCCUGAGGGGAUUCGCUUUUGUGAAGCUGAGCAGUGUAAAAAUGGUCCUCUGGUUGUUUUUGCUGGAAUUAAAGAUCUGAAACUUAUGAAGACAACACAGUCCGGAUUUGAAGGCUUCCAUAAGAGUGAAUGCACCACACUUCCUGAAAGGAAUGACAGGAUUUUAUGUGGAGAACUCUUCUGCAAAUGGUCAUACGGCGAAUGCAAAGAUUUUGAUUUUGACUGCGUAUGGAACAAAGUCCGGGAGUGCGUCAUCGAGGCCUUCGCUGGGCCACCCGACUGUGGGGUAUACUCACCAUCCUAUCAGAAGACUGUCAACAGCAUCCAGAUGCUCAUCCUUUCUAGAGUGUCCCAGGUACAGGUCAUUGAAGUCAUGUUGAACAACACUUUUUACAAUGUUUUAGACAUGAAGAAUCUAGGCUUGACCAAUGACAAAGAAGUUCUGAUUCCGGUGGAAGCUCCCUACGGCUCCUGCACUUGCACACUUGGCAGAAAGAAGUUCUUGGAAGCACAAGGCCAUGUGCUGAAAGAGAAGUAAAGUCAGUUUGGAGU
Messenger RNA from Nothoprocta perdicaria, 938 nucleotides. RefSeq names its product uricase-like. The coding region runs from base 1 to 924 and encodes 307 amino acids. Gene Ontology annotation, biological process: urate catabolic process; purine nucleobase catabolic process. Gene Ontology annotation, molecular function: urate oxidase activity. Gene Ontology annotation, cellular component: peroxisome. The transcript is spliced from 7 exons. The record is from RefSeq and is a predicted model, not a curated record. Lineage: Eukaryota; Metazoa; Chordata; Aves; Tinamiformes; Tinamidae.